UGAAAUGAGACAUGCGCAAUCCACCAAAACAUUGUAAGUUAUCGUUCCCCGGACCUUACCCAGCCGCAUGUAAAGGUUGUUUUCACCCCUGUCGCACAUUUGGAUGUUUUAGUAAUCAAACCGAUGGCUAGCCAGAAAUGCAAAGAAAGUAUUUUGCAAAUUAUUGACCAGCUCCGACAACGGAAAGCGCGACCAGAUAUUGUGCGAAUAUGUCACAUGGCAGCCCGUAAGCAUGGAAUGAAAUGGCAAGAGACGGAAUCGCAUUUAGAAAAAUUAGUUGAGUCGGGAACAGUUGUAAAAGUGGAUUAUAAAGGGAACGUAAGUUAUAGAAACACAGCUAAAUGGAAGAAAACCCAUUCUUGGAAAAAAGUUGUUCAUUCCGACAAAACUUUUAAAAAUAUUAUUACUGCGGUUCAAGAAAUAGUUGCGCAAAAUUCGGUAGACAGAGGCGCAUCUGUGAAGGAGGUAGAACGUUGGUUGAGCGCAAAUACGCCGGAGCCCCAUUUGGAUCGUAGUCAGAUCCGGUCCGCUCUGGAUAAAGAAGUGGCGAAUGGAAGCCUAAAAAAGCUAGCUCAUGGUAAUUAUAUCUGUAGCGAAAGUAACCCGGAAAAGAAAAUUACAGAAAAACCCAGUACCUCUGUUUCGAGCCCCGGUAAACGAGGACGCCCACCCUCAAAACGUAAGAAGUUCAAAAAAACUCAUGGCCCUGACUUUGAGACACUGUCCUUUGGGAAACGUUCCAUGGAGGACUCGUCCUGUGAUUAUUGUCUGCAGACGGAACCUAUUAUCCGAAAAGAUUUCAAAGAGGGCAUCUUAGUCUGCCAGGACUGCAACGCGAAGGCUCACCCUUCAUGUAUGGGAUACAAUUCAACCCUCGCGAAGCGUUCUCUGAAAUCACCAUGGCAGUGCAUCGACUGCAAAACUUGCACUGUGUGUCUAGACGCGGGUGACCCCGACAUGAUGUUGUUUUGUGACGCCUGUGAUAAAGGGUAUCACAUGAAUUGUCACGAACCAGCCAUUGAGGACAAGCCACAAGGUAAAUGGGAGUGUCAGACAUGCCAAGAUACGGAAUCAGUGGAUGGAUGUAUGGAGGUCGACGAAGCCAACGACACUGCAGACGACAGCCGAGAAGAUAAUACUUCUUGUUUACCUACUCCGUACGAUUCUGCAGCAUCGUCUGACGAAGACCUUCGAGCCAAGCGGCGGUCGGAGGAAAGGUCACCAUCGGAUCAGAAGAAGAUUCACUAUCCUGACGCCUCCAAGUGGGAAGUCGAGGACGUGGUGAAGUUCUUCACAAAUCUAGGAUACAAGGAUCAGGCCGAAGCCUUGCAGGAGCAGGAAAUUGAUGGACAGUCUUUGUUGUUGAUGAAGAGAAGUGAUGUGCUGACCGGAUUAUCGGUCCGGCUCGGUCCCGCCCUUAAAAUGUACCAACACGUGAUGAAACUUCAGCUGGCAGGUUUGGAGGCCAACAACUAGUGAAACACGUGCACCACAGUAAAAUAACCAUGCAGAGAAAUAUCACCUUUGGUGAAAGGUGAACAUUGAAACUUUAUGGUACUUGCUUGUAGUUAAGCUUUUGUACUAAAAUCCACCAAAUUGUGUUGAAUGCUUUUUGCUAUGAUAAAAGCGAAUGUUAUCAUGAUGAAACUGUACUUGUCAUAUUUUGAUGGUGAACAAUUAAUUUUACAUUUGUGUUAAACAUCUCAGGUUUUCGUCUUAUUUCUGUUGUAAUUUGAAAUCCCAUAAAUUUUUAGCUUUAUACAUGUACUUCUAUGCAGUUUAUCCAUGUUUUUCAUUGUAGCUAAAUAGUAGUCAUUUAGACCGUUAGCAAUUUUAUCUCAGUUUGUUAUUAAUCAGUACAAUUAAUGCUAGUAUCGAUGGAAGUGUGAAAAAAUAUGUUUUGUAAUUGCUGCAUGUUAUAAAAAUUGCAUUUUAUUGUGAAUAGAAUGUUAUCAUGUAAUGAAUUACCGAAUACGUUUACAUUUGUAAUAUGUUCAACAAUCAUGAAUAAAUUACAUUUUUCUA
Messenger RNA from Saccostrea cuccullata (small rock oyster), 2025 nucleotides. Its product is annotated as histone acetyltransferase KAT6B-like. Lineage: Eukaryota; Metazoa; Mollusca; Bivalvia; Ostreida; Ostreidae. The record is from RefSeq and is a predicted model, not a curated record. The transcript is spliced from 8 exons. Gene Ontology annotation, molecular function: protein binding; DNA binding. The coding region runs from base 124 to 1476 and encodes 450 amino acids.